Molecule: messenger RNA, 1448 nt
Organism: Cyanistes caeruleus (blue tit)
Lineage: Eukaryota; Metazoa; Chordata; Aves; Passeriformes; Paridae
Gene: DPH5
Product: diphthamide biosynthesis 5
Biological process (GO): protein histidyl modification to diphthamide
Molecular function (GO): diphthine synthase activity
Source: RefSeq, a predicted model, not a curated record
CAGCCGGGAGCCGGGCGAGAGGAGCCGGGAAACGAGCGGCCGGGAGCCGGGAAACGGCGGGAGCCGGGAAACGAGCAGCUGGGAGCCGGGAAACGAGCAGCUGGGAGCCAAGCUGUCCCCGGACCUGGGGCCGGCUCCCGGCGAGCGGUGGGGCGCCCCGGCUGACCCCACUUCCGUUUCCCCCCCUGAGGCAGGUGGCGGCUCGGGCCCUCCCCGAGCAUGCUGUACCUGGUGGGGCUGGGCCUGGGGGAUGCCAAGGACAUCACGGUGAAGGGGCUGGAGGCGGUGCGGCGCUGCCGCAGGGUGUACCUGGAGGCCUACACGUCCGUGCUCACCGUGGGCAAGGAAGCGCUGGAAGAGUUUUAUGGAAAAGAAUUGAUUUUGGCUGACCGAGAAAUGGUGGAACAAGAAGCAGAUAGCCUUUUAAAAGAAGCUGAUGUUUGUGAUGUUGCAUUUCUUGUGGUUGGUGAUCCUUUUGGGGCCACAACACACAGUGAUUUAGUGCUACGUGCAGUAAAAUUGGGGAUUCCUUACAAGGUCAUUCAUAAUGCUUCAAUAAUGAAUGCAGUGGGCUGCUGUGGUUUACAGUUGUACAAUUUUGGAGAAACGGUUUCCAUAGUGUUCUGGACAGAUACAUGGAAGCCAGAGAGCUUCUUUGACAAGAUUGAGAAGAACCGUCAGAAUGGAAUGCACACUCUGUGCUUACUCGAUAUUAAAGUGAAGGAGCAGUCUCUGGAGAAUCUCAUGAAAGGAAGAAAGAUUUAUGAGCCACCGCGCUACAUGAGCGUCAAUCAAGCUGCAGAACAGCUCCUUGCCAUUAUUCAAAACAGAAGGCUCCAAGGACUAAAACCAGAAAUUACUGAAAACACGAUUUGUGUUGGCCUUGCUCGUGUAGGUGCUCUAGAUGAGAAGAUUGCUUCAGGCACACUACAGCAGAUGUCCACUGUGGAAUUGGGUGAUCCACUACAUUCCUUAAUUGUUACAGGCACUAUGCAUCCUCUGGAAUUGGAAAUGCUUAAACUUUUCUCUGUAGAUAGUUCCAGUUUUGACAAUAAUGCAUGUCAAAGGACUACUUAAAUAAAAAUGAGGCAUUUACAUUUUUAUUCCAUCUUUAAUUGCAUACCAGCAUAAAGUUAUUGCUGUGACUAUUUAAGACUUGUCUAACUGUAGUUAGACUGUAUAUUGCUUCAGAGGACAACACUGCAGGACCAUGGACCUGCUUUUACCCAAGGCUCCAAACUGCACCUGCUGGUGUAAGCUUCUACCCUGCAGACACUGCCAGAAACUUCUAAACUUUUCAUUCAGGUCACUGACAUCCACACCAGUCUUGGACUGUUGACUGGGAUAAGAGUACCAGGUAUCUGUGUGGCAUCACUUGCUGUAGUGCAUUAACCCAGCCUACUGCAUACAUUGUUGUAAGUACAUUAUAUGUUAAAUUUGGCCUUUCA